Molecule: messenger RNA, 1692 nt
Organism: Sitophilus oryzae (rice weevil)
Lineage: Eukaryota; Metazoa; Arthropoda; Insecta; Coleoptera; Curculionidae
Product: RYamide receptor-like
Exons: 7
Coding region: 186-1484 (432 amino acids)
Biological process (GO): neuropeptide signaling pathway
Cellular component (GO): membrane
Molecular function (GO): neuropeptide Y receptor activity
Source: RefSeq, a predicted model, not a curated record
GCUUCCCACUCCAGGAAAAGCGUGCGAAAACCGCUCGGAAAAUUCGGCGAGUUUCCCGACAAAUUUUCCGACCACCUGUACGCGUUGAAAGCGAUUUUUUUUUCAAAGGUCCCGAUGAUGUAGUGUAGAAAAAGUGCAUCUGUUAUGGUAUAAAGUAGAAGUUUAAAACAGUUCUAUUGACCAAAAUGACAACCAUGUUUUCAGCCACAACAGAGCCAACACUAACGAACGCCUCCUGCGAUGUAGUUUCAGACCACCAUAUCAACAAGAAUGUAGUGUUUACUAGUGCAGUAUACACCAUGUACGGUACGAUUUUCCUGAUGGCCCUUCUAGGUAACGUGUUCGUGUGCUACAUAGUACUGCAAUCGCCCAGAAUGCGAACUGUCACUAACUAUUUCAUCAUGAACUUAGCCGUGGGUGAUAUAUUGACAGCGCUGCUGUGCGUACCGUUCACGUCAGUGCCGGUACUAUUGCAGUACUGGCCUUUCGGGUCGUUCAUGUGUACUCUAGUGAAUUACGUGACUGCGCUUAGUGUUUUCGUCAGUGCUUACACUCUGGUUGCCAUAAGUAUAGACAAAUACAUGCUGAUCAUGUACCCCUUGAAGCCGAGGAUCUCCAAAAGGUCGGCAACAUGGAUUAUAGCGGGGGUAUGGGUGUUUGCUGGUAUCACCGUGCUGCCCAGUGGUAUAUUUGCCCGUGUCUAUCAACCACAAUACAACGAUACAGAAUACGCAAACGAGACGGUGGAACCUGAAAAUAAGUACAUAAAAUGCGACAAAUAUAUAUGUCAGGAAGACUACAGAGCUGUUGGUGACAAUUACCGUUCGAUCUACACCACGCUAUUGAUGGUUAUGCAGUACAUUGUUCCCUUGAUCGUUUUGCUAUUCACUUAUACCAGCAUAGCUGCGGUUAUUUGGUGCCACAGGAUUCCUGGCGAAGCGGAGAAUCUGAGAGAUAAGAGAAUGGCCCGCUCCAAGAGGAAGAUGAUAAAAAUGAUGAUUACUGUGGUAUUCGUCUUCACUCUCUGCUGGUUGCCAUACAACAUGUUCAUGAUUUUUCAAGAAGACAUCUAUUCGGAUGUCAAACCGUACGUGUUCUUCGCUCUUCACGGUUUGGCAAUGUCGCACGCCUGCUACAACCCUAUCAUCUACUGCUACAUGAACAGCCGGUUUAGGGACGGACUAUUCCAUAUCUGCAGAAUGCUACCGUGCUGCAAGGGAUGCUACAUGCGAAAAAACCGAGGAUCGUUGUCAUCUACAUUCCAUAGACAUGCCGGUCUGGAAGGUAGCGAAAGCACCUCCCUCCAAAGGAACAACACCUUCACCACGUACAUAACCCUAAACAGGAAAAACCGACUGUCCACCUACCAGACACCGUCACGGUCAGCGUCGCUGAUGAAGAACGUCAACAACGUCAACGGUGCAGGUGCUGGCUACGUCAGACGCAAGAGAUCAUCUAAGGAAAUGGCUGACGAGCCAAUAUAAUCGACCCAAUGAGCUGGAUCAUUUUAGGUUAUGGUUGAUUUCGACAAGGGAGGACUCAGGUCAGGGAGACCUAGCCAAAGAAGAAGGAUACUUUGGCUAUGAUGGAUGAUAUGAGAGAAAAUGACGCGUGAUCAUAUACAGGAAAUUUGUAAAUUCUAUUGGUUAUAUAAUAGCAUAUCUAUGAAUGUACAGGGCGGGUCAAAUUCGA